CACCUCCCAUGAAUCCGACAUCACAUCACAUCACAUCACAUCACAUCCCCUCACCACCCCUCGCUGAAAAGUCAAUCUACCACCAAAAUGAGCUACAUCCUCACCCUCUCCUGCCCGGACCGCCCGGGCAUCGUCCACGCCGUGACCGCCUAUCUCGUCCAACAAAACCUCAACAUCAUCGACAGCAGCCAAUACGGCGACCCGACCAGCGAGCGCUUCUUCAUGCGCGUGCACUUCAAAGACGAGUCCAACCCGGGCCAAUCCCUCACGGAACUUCGCUCCGCCUUCGAACCCACCGCCACCUCCCUCUCCAUGGACUUCCAGCUCGUGACCGCCUCCACCAAGCCCCGGGUCCUAAUCAUGGUCUCCAAGAUCGGCCACUGCCUUAACGAUCUCCUCUUCCGGGCGUCGACCGGCCAACUCGCCAUCGAAAUCCCCCUCAUCGUGUCCAACCACCCGGAUUUCGCCACCCUGGCCGCAACAUACAACAUCCCGUUCUUGCAUCUCCCUGUGACGGCGGCCACCAAGCCCCAGCAGGAGGGACGGAUUCUGGAGCUCAUUCGCGAACAUAACAUUGAUCUUGUGGUGUUGGCGCGGUACAUGCAGGUGUUGUCGCCUACGUUGUGUGAGGCGAUGAGCGGGAAGAUUAUCAAUAUUCAUCAUAGCUUCUUGCCCAGUUUUAAGGGCGCGAAGCCGUAUCAUCAGGCGUUUGAUCGGGGUGUCAAGAUUGUGGGUGCUACGGCGCAUUUUGUCACGAGUGAUUUGGAUGAGGGUCCGAUUAUUGAGCAGAAUGUGGUGAGGGUGAAUCAUGCGAUGAGUCCGAAGGAGUUGACUCAUGCGGGUUCGAAUGUUGAGAGUAAUGUGUUGGCUACGGCGGUGAAGUAUUUUGCUGAGAGGAGGGUGUUGCUUAAUGGCCAUAAGACUGUCGUUUUUAACUAGAUGGUACAUAUAGGGUGGAAAUGGACUGACUGAGCGAGAGUAAGAUAUUGAUGGGGUGGAAUGAUAUCAUAUGCAUGCUACAAGCGGAUUCCUUCAAAUGGGUGGUAGUCUUCUUCUCCUGCCCAUUGGGCUUCGUGUAGG
Molecule: messenger RNA, 1080 nt
Organism: Aspergillus sclerotioniger CBS 115572
Lineage: Eukaryota; Fungi; Ascomycota; Eurotiomycetes; Eurotiales; Aspergillaceae
Product: formyltetrahydrofolate deformylase
Exons: 1
Coding region: 88-939 (283 amino acids)
Biological process (GO): 'de novo' IMP biosynthetic process
Molecular function (GO): formyltetrahydrofolate deformylase activity
Source: RefSeq, a predicted model, not a curated record